UUUUGUUUUUGUUUUUUUUCUGCUUUUCCUCCAAAACCCUAAAGCCAAAGCUAUUUCCUUUCAAAAACUUAAACCCUGUAAGCUAAGAAAUGAGAAUGGCCACCUCAGCAGCCGCAAGAUCCAUUUUCCGCUCCUGCGCCUCCCGCAGCUGCGGCUCGGCGGCGCGGCUCGCCUCCGAAGCCAAAGCCGCUCGCUCCCCGUUUCGUAUGGCAGGCAAGCGACCUUCCUCUUCUCCCGCGCUUAGGUCUCCCGUUGAAUUGAGCUUCUGUGUGGAGUCAAUGCUGCCCUACCACACAGCAACAGCAUCGGCUUUGAUGACUUCGAUGCUCUCCAUCACUCGCCGCAGUUAUGGUUGGCUUCCAGAAGCUUGCAAUGAUGAUGUGUGAUGAUUGUUCCAAGGAGUCAAGGAAGUUUUAUGUACUUAGUUCUUCAGUCUAAGGCAGUGACUGCUGGUAAUAUAAGAGUUUUGAAUGAGCUGCAGAAGAGAUAAGUUGCAUCUCCUGAGCUUUUAAACAUAGAUCAACUGGUAGACUUGGUUACUUUUGUCCAAGGAAUAAAGACAAUUUCCUUUUUCCUUUUCUGGUUCUCUCUUUUGUGAUGCUCAUUGUGUAGCUCAUAGACUUAAAAGUGGUAAUCUGCAUUGCUGAAUAUUUUAUUUUUUCCUUUUCCUUGAUGUUAAUGACUGGAGAGUCAUACUUAUAUUGUUUUCAAUCAGCUUGCAACAAUGAUGCAUGAUCAAUUUCCAGUGAGUUCAGUAGAAGUUUUGUUCAAGAUUCUAGCACUUGAAGAGAAUGAUGACUUGGAAGCCUUAACUGCAUGCUUACUGGACAAAUCUGUUCUGAAAUAAACCUUUUCAGUGUUUUAUUUUCUUCAGUUUGAUUACCUUGAGAACUUUAAAUGUAAAAAUUCUAUGACUACAUAGUCAAAGAUGAAUAUCAUCUACUCUGCAUGUUACUGUUCUGUUAUCCUAUUUGAAUCCUUUAUAGCUAUUUUGUCUCUCUUUUUAGCUUCAUUUUUUUCUUCUCUUUUUUGAAGAAAAAACAUUGCAUGUGUGGCAGCAAGGCAUUAUAUCUUCUAUAUGAAGUAAGAAAAGUAGCUUCUGCCUGGUAAAGCAUUAUGCUCUUCCAGUGCAGUUAGUCGAAGAGCUAUUGCUUGGCAAUCCUCUCCUAGGUCUCUUUUACCAAGCUUGCAGGCAAUUAGAGAAGAAUCCACUUUUGUGUUUUGAUUCUUGAGGAAUGCAGAUCCAUCCCCUCAAGACGUUGACCUCCAAAGUGCCAUAAACAGUGUUUCCGGCCCUGAGCUUACAUUUCAUUUGGUCACCUUUUGUAAUAGAGCAUCAAACAGCCAAUCCUCAUCACACAUCGUAUUGUUUUUCCCUCCUAAGUAGUUCCUCUGGAAUUUAUGGUUAGUGAGAGUAGUCAAUGAGAUCAUACUCAUCUGAGUUUAUUACUACCCGUGUGGCCUGCACUAUUUGCACACACUAGGGCAAAAGUUUGAACUGACCACAUGAUGUGCCAAACUAAUGUGUGUUCUUUUUCUUUUUUUUCGGUCUGAGAGAUUGUUGUAUUAAAACAUCCCAGAACGGGAAGCAAAUACAACACAGCUGGCAGAACCAGCAAGAACACUAAUGUGUGUUCUUUUGGCC
Messenger RNA from Prunus persica (peach), 1645 nucleotides. RefSeq names its product protein NUCLEAR FUSION DEFECTIVE 6, chloroplastic/mitochondrial. Lineage: Eukaryota; Viridiplantae; Streptophyta; Magnoliopsida; Rosales; Rosaceae. The record is from RefSeq and is a predicted model, not a curated record. Bases 90 to 386 code for a protein of 98 amino acids. The transcript has 4 exons. Gene Ontology annotation, cellular component: mitochondrion.